This is a messenger RNA of Saccostrea cuccullata (small rock oyster), 549 nucleotides long. RefSeq lists its product as uncharacterized. The coding region runs from base 1 to 549 and encodes 182 amino acids. The record is from RefSeq and is a predicted model, not a curated record. NCBI's taxonomy places the organism in Eukaryota, Metazoa, Mollusca, Bivalvia, Ostreida, Ostreidae. The transcript is spliced from 3 exons.
AUGGAUGUCAUCAAGUUAAAGGCACAGCGUUCAGGCCAUCGUGGAGUUAUUACCAAAGUUUUAAGGAGAAUUUCUAAGAAUGAAGAUGAAAAUGGAAAAGCUGAAAUGAUCAAGGUACUGGAGGAGGAUCGGGACACCUAUCUACGAUCGAUGCUACGAGGAGAAGCUCUUCGCACUGUAUCAGGAUUCAGCUUGACCAAUACCAACUACAGACAAGCAAUAGAUGUUUUAUUUGAAAGAUACGGACAAAAUCACAAAAUCAUCAAAGCCCAUAUCCAAAGUUUAAUUGACAUACCAUUCCCAAAGUCUAAUCCUGACAGUUUGAGAAAUUUCUUCGACAAAAUGGAGUGCUGCAUUAGAGCAUUAGAAGCUCUAGGAACUGAUGAAACCACCUAUGGGACAAUUUUAACUCCAAUGUUAUACAACAAACUACCAGCAGAAAUUCGGAAGAACAUUACCCGGGACAAAGGAGAUGAUCAAUGGGAACUGAAUUCACUGAGGAGAGCCAUAAAGAAGGAGCUUUGUGUUAAAGGUGCCGGUUGCAAGUAG